Molecule: messenger RNA, 857 nt
Organism: Haliotis rufescens (red abalone)
Lineage: Eukaryota; Metazoa; Mollusca; Gastropoda; Lepetellida; Haliotidae
Product: caveolin-3-like
Exons: 2
Coding region: 91-474 (127 amino acids)
Biological process (GO): caveola assembly
Cellular component (GO): caveola
Molecular function (GO): molecular adaptor activity
Source: RefSeq, a predicted model, not a curated record
CAUAAUGGACGUCAUGACAGUUUUUGCGACACUCUGCUUCUAACAGCUUUGGCAAAAAGAUCUGCUGCCCCAAAGCCUUCCGCAGUCAAAAUGGCUGAAAUUGAUUUGGAGAACCGUGAUCCUAACAAUAUCAACGACCAUUUGAAGGUCCAGUUUGAGGAUGUCUUGGCUGAGCCCGAAGGUGCCCACAGCAUUGACUGUUGCUGGAAGUUUACCAACACAUGCUUCAACUGCGCCUUCAAAUGCUGCUACAUGUUGAUGACCCUGUGUGGACCUCUCUACGGCCUCUACUACGGUUGGAGUUACGCCAUGCUUGCCUGUGCUCACGUGUGGCAGUACACACCACAGAUCAGAGCUUGUGAGAUCAACUGCAUCAUGAUGCGGAAAAUAUACACCAUCUGCCUCAACUGCUGCCUGACGCCAUGCUGCGAGUCCUGUGGCGCUAUCUUUAGUAGGAUACAAGUUAAGAAGUAAUGCAAGAAUGAGCGGGACGGUUCUGACAGAAAUUGCGUUAGCUGGACUUCCCGACCCGAACCUCACACGUUUUUGACAUCAGCAGUUAACAUCAGCACACCCAUGGUGUCUUCCAUGACGUAGUCCACAAUGUGAUUUAUGUAGUUACUGGACGAGGCCUGGUCAGUUGUCUUAUAGAUUUUCUACUUGGGCUAUAUUCUUACUUUCGUCUUGGACACUAAGGACUGUUAAGGACUUUCGCAUGUCGACGUUCACAUGCUCCCUUUGUUCUUUGUGUACAAGGAACUUGAUUUCGACAUUAUUCCGUUACUAGGGCAACGACAUCGUGAACUGUACAUAUCUAUAUUCUUUGCACUUCUGUGAUAAUAAACUUGUCUGUUAUA